GCUGGACAACCUCUAGCUACAGUCAUCUUGCCUCAAGUUGGAGCAGAGAGUCACAUUUGCGGGAAAGGUGUACACUAGAUAUUUCAUCAUGGCUUGUGGUGGUUUUGUUUGCUCAAAAACUUCUCUUUGUAUCUUGAACCUUAUUUAUGUGAUGGUCAGUCUUCUAAUGAUCAGUGUUGCAGCAUGGGGCAAAUGGUUUGGACUAGUGUCUAGUUUCAGCGUGAUGGCUGCUGUCAUCGCAGUUGGAUUUUUUCUCUUCGUCGUGGCUAUUGUGGGAUUGUGUGGGGCUGUAAAGCAUCAUCAAGUCCUCUUGUUCUUUUACAUGCUCGUUCUCUUUCUGGUAUUCGUCUUGCAGUUUUCAGUAUCAUGUGCCUGCUUAGCUAUUAGUAAAGAACAGCAGAACCUUCUCCUGGAGAUAGGAUGGAAUAAGUCUGAAUCAAUGCAGAAGGAUUUGGAAAGAUCAUUGGAUUGCUGUGACUUCCUUCAAGUUAACUACAAUGAAUUAUGUGAUGCUGCCUGUUUCAAUGAACAAAAAUGCACACCGUGUUCAGAAAUAAUCCAGGCCUAUGCUGACGACGCUCUGCAUUUUGUUGGAGGAAUCAGCCUGUUUUUCAGUUUUACAGAGAUUCUGGGCGUCUGGCUCGCAUAUAGAUACAGGAACCUGAAAGAUCACCGGCAAAAUCCUGGUGCUUUCAUAUAGAGCACAAUGAUUGUAAAUCAAAGGACAAACAUUUCCUGCUUUAUACAUCAAACAGUAAUGUCAUUGCAGUAAGCUCAUUUGCUCUCUAGACGCUCAGUAAU
Molecule: messenger RNA, 801 nt
Organism: Rhinichthys klamathensis goyatoka
Lineage: Eukaryota; Metazoa; Chordata; Actinopteri; Cypriniformes; Leuciscidae
Gene: tspan13a
Product: tetraspanin 13a
Exons: 7
Coding region: 89-700 (203 amino acids)
Cellular component (GO): membrane
Source: RefSeq, a predicted model, not a curated record